Messenger RNA from Menidia menidia (Atlantic silverside), 1144 nucleotides. Lineage: Eukaryota; Metazoa; Chordata; Actinopteri; Atheriniformes; Atherinopsidae. The record is from the annotation of a GenBank genome assembly.
UAACCCUGUGACUAAAGAGAGAGGGUGCCUUUUCCAAAGGGGUUGGUCAUGGCAGAGAAAAUUUGAUGAAACCCCGCACAGCAGGUCACCAUCAGUUUGGCUGCACAGGAUUGCACCAUCUGAGUUUUUACGUGCUUUGAUGAUCGAGAACACUCCAAUCUGUUCGAUAUGUUUGUGCAAUCUGUACUUUCCUCUCCUCUAGUUUUAGUACAUAAAGUGGGCUAUAAAACAUCCAGAGAGCACAGAGAGAGCACACAGACGUUUGUGGACUUCGGCAAACUCACAGGCAUGAUGAAUCUGAUCAGAAAUCAAGGCGCUGUCCUCAGUGUCCUCCUCAGCCUCUUGGUCUCUCAGAUCUCCUGUCAGGAUCCAGAUAGAGACGUUGCCUAUUUAAAAGUGAGGCUGGCUUUGUUGAAAGACCACUACAAGCUCAUGUGUAAGCAUUACUCCGGUCUUGCACAGAACUGCUCAGCUCCAGACUUCCCAGCCAUCAGAUGCACAGAGUGUCCUGAUGGUUGGCUUCAGGUGGAGGAUCAGUGCUUCCACCUCAGCACUGACAGACAGGAUCAGGCUGCUAGUGCUGAGGAAUGUAAGAAGAUGGAUGCCCGUCUUGCCAUCCUGACGACCCCAGAGCAGCAUGACGCUGUGGAAAAAGAAGGCCGGAGGAUUGGAGGAUUUUACACAAACUAUUGGAUUGGGCUGAGUGAUAUUGAGAAUGAAGGAGAGUGGAAAUGGGUGGAUGACUCUAAGCUUACUGUUCCUUUUUGGAACGUGGAAAAGGCUGAGCCGGACAACAACGUGUCCGGUGGCCCUAAUGGAGAGGACUGUGCGGUAGUAGACAGCUACAGCCGGACCUGGUACGACGUUCCUUGUGACUUUGCGUACCCAAGGAUCUGUCAAAAGGCUGCCAACCCUCUGCCAUAAGAAAACACUACUGCAGGAGCAUAUUCACCAAUGAUUGAUACUUUAUUGAAAAAGGUCAUGGUACAAGUGGGACAGAGAACAUUGUUUUUACUUUUUACAGUUUAUUCUAAUUUACAAAUAAAUCUUUUCUGUCACCAGAAAAUGGCCCUGUCUCCAUCAAUAAGAUUUAUAAAUAUACACAGAAACAUACACACACACACACACACACACACACACACAC